Molecule: messenger RNA, 4068 nt
Organism: Pseudopodoces humilis (Tibetan ground-tit)
Lineage: Eukaryota; Metazoa; Chordata; Aves; Passeriformes; Paridae
Gene: WASF3
Product: WASP family member 3
Biological process (GO): actin cytoskeleton organization; positive regulation of Arp2/3 complex-mediated actin nucleation
Cellular component (GO): cytoskeleton; SCAR complex
Molecular function (GO): protein kinase A regulatory subunit binding; actin binding; Arp2/3 complex binding
Source: RefSeq, a predicted model, not a curated record
GGGGCGCUGGAACGGCGGCGGCUGGAGCGGGAUGGAACGGAGCGCGGUGUCAGAAAAAGCCACCUGAGUGUACCAGGAAGUUAGAGAGCAGCUGUCAUCUCAAACACGUAAGCAGUACGGACAUUCUGCACUCCUUUUUAAAUGAUUGUGAGCCAUGCCUUUGGUGAAAAGGAACAUUGAACCACGGCAUCUCUGCCGAGGAGCUCUGCCAGAGGGAAUUACAAGUGAACUGGAAUGUGUAACGAAUAGCACCCUUGCUGCUAUCAUACGCCAGCUAAGCAGCUUAAGCAAACAUGCUGAAGACAUAUUUGGUGAAUUGUUUAAUGAGGCCAACAGCUUCUACAUCAGAGCAAAUUCCCUCCAAGACAGAAUUGAUCGCCUUGCUGUCAAAGUUACCCAGCUGGAUUCAACAGUGGAAGAAGUAUCCUUACAGGACAUCAACAUGAAAAAAGCAUUCAAGAGCUCAACAGUUCAAGACCAGCAGGUAGUUUCAAAGAACAGCAUUCCGAACCCGGUGGCUGAUAUUUAUAAUCAAAGUGACAAACCACCACCUCUGAAUAUUCUUUCACCAUAUAGGGAUGAUAAGAAAGAUGGAUUGAAGUUCUAUACUGAUCCUUCCUAUUUUUUUGAUCUUUGGAAAGAAAAAAUGUUACAAGAUACUGAAGAUAAGCGAAAAGAAAAGAGGAGACAAAAGAGAGAGAAACACAAGCUGAAUCCAAACAGAAACCAGCAAAUUAAUGUGAGAAAAGUAAGAACAAGAAAAGAAGAGUGGGAGAGAAGGAAAAUGGGCAUUGAGUUCAUGAGUGACGCAAAGAAAAUGGAACAGGCAGGAAGCAUGAAAGAGGACAAAAUGCCCAAAGGGUCCCAUGCAUCUGAUGUUACAGAUUAUUCUUAUCCUGCUACUCCGAAUCAUUCCCUCCAUCAGCAGAUAGCAAUGCCUUCCUAUGGAGCAGGAGAUGGUCCACAGUACAUGGCAGCAUCCCAAAGCCAUGAGCAUGAAUACAGACCACCCUCCACCACUGUAAGACACGCCACUUUAAACAGACCUCAGCAACCCCCUCCACCUCCACCCCAGCCUUCAGAUGGCCAGCACAGCUCAGUACCUGUGGUACCAGCAGAAUAUGGGAUGCUCCCAGCUCAGAUGGUGGAUUAUUACAAUCCUACAGGUCCUCCCCCUCCUCCUCCACCCCCUAUGAUUCCUUCAGCACAAACCGCAUUUGUUAGUCCCCUUCAGCUUCCUGUGCCACCUUCCCAUUCUGGACUGGUGACUGGCUCUACAUACACAUCUACUCAUCCUCCUCCUUCUGGUGGGCUUGUUGUCACUGCUCCUCCCCCUCCUGGCCCACCUCCUCCCCCUCCAGGCCCUCCUGCUGCAGGUGCAUCCCUCUCUUCCUCCCCCAUGCACGCUCCUCCGGCCUCGGAGGCGAAGCAGGCACCAAUGAGCGAUGCUCGGAGCGAUCUUCUGGCUGCCAUCAGGAUGGGAAUUCAGCUGAAGAAGGUGCAGGAGCAGCGUGAGCAGGAGGCAAAGCGCGAGCCCGUUGGCAAUGACGUGGCCACCAUCCUGUCGAGGCGCAUUGCCGUGGAGUACAGUGAUUCCGACGACGACUCCGAGUUUGAUGAGAACGACUGGUCAGAUUGAACGUGGUCCAAGCCUACUGGCAACUACAUUAAAUACUUGGCUUCAGUGGUUGCUUUGUUAGCAAGAUGUAAAGCAGGAUGUUGACGUGUAUUAAGGCUAGUGAGGGAAGCGCUAAAAUUGAAUUGGUAUUAUUCAGAAUGCUGUAGCUUAGCAACUCUGGUAAUAAUGAUGUGAUUAUGCUUAUGCAGAUCAGAAACUUGUCUUACUUUCAGUAUUUACUGCAUAAUACUUAAGUGCCACUAAGUGUAGCAACUCUUGUGCUGCGUGCAAAAUAUGCUGCAGUUGUUGCACUGUUACAGAACCAGCAUUUUAUUUUACUUUCCCGUUCUUGAAGGGAUAAAAUAUAUUUUUUUUGACUUUACAUCUUACUCUUAAUUAUUUAAACAACUUAGAUAUUUGUGAAUUGGUCUGGUUGUUAGUCUUUGAGGGCAGCUAACUGUAUGGCUGAGUGAAGUGUUGAGUUCCGUUAAACUGACUUUUAGCUUUUUUAUUAGGUACUAAUUAUGCCCACCUUAGUCUAUUUUUAACCACUUUUGGGCUUAAGUUUUUAUGCAUACAGAAUUGAUUUUCUACUAUCUUCCUUUUUAUCUUAAAAAUGUAGCAGAUGAUGAAAUGUAUACUUUGAAGAAUGAACCCACAUGAUCCAAAACCAACAUUUGGUGAGCAGACAGGAUAUGUCUAUAACAGUACCAGCUCUAAGUUGCUGGCUCUUUGUUGGGAAGCGUGUUAGGGGAUCUCUGCUGGGUAGCAGAUGCAUGUCUGUGUUAUAAAUGAAAAUGGAAAUACCUGUAGAACUUUUCAGUCUUAUGAUCAUAAGAUCAACUGGAUGCAGGAUAGACCUGAUGGAAACCGUGUGGGUAUUGCAGUGCAGAAAUGCUACUGCUGUUACUAAAGAUUGGAACUGUCUGGAUCUAGCAAUCAGAUACAUUUCACAAGUAUUAAACUUGGUCUUUAUUCCUGUAGGUAUAAACAUGUGUGUAAAUAAGUUCUGUUGUUGUUGAUUUAUACAUGUGUAGUCAUGUAGCACAUUGACUCAAAACUCUUACUUUGAAUGUAUUUCUUUCCCAGUACAUCCCAUGGGUAUAACACGGGCAGUUAAAGCAGUUUUCAUGUCUGUGGAGGUACUAUGCCAUAUAUAUAUACACACACUCACUUCCUCGGUCCUUUCCUAGGCAUAGUUGUUGCCAUAAAGUCUGCUUUGACUGUCUCUGUUUUCCUUGUUUUCCUUUUUUUUUUUUAUCAGCAGUACAGUAUUAAAAUGGUUUGUUCUGUUUUUCUUUUCUGGACCAAGAGUCAGGCUGCUGCUUUGCCUAAUGAGGCUUUUAAAUUUUAUUCAUAGCAGGGGAAGAGUUCUUUCCUUACCAGAUUACAGUUUUAAUCUUUGCAAGAGAAGUCUGUGUAAUUCCAGGUCUAACAUUUGGUAAAACUCCUUUGUUCUGUGAGGCUCCCCCUCGUUCCUCCUGAUCUUAAAAGAAGUAUGUAAAAUAAAGAGAUAAAUGGAAGGUGAUUAUCUAACCUGUGUUUGCACCAUUAACAGUUUUAGUCCUGAGAAUGUAACAGUCUAACACGAUGUUUGCAUGCAAACUGUUGGCUACUGCAUUGCUGUUUAAUCUUCAUAAGACUUUUCAAUCCAUGGUGGCUGCCUUUAUGAUAGAGGGAUAACAUGCUGCCUCAGGGCUGGUGUUAAAAUUUUUCACACAAAGUAUGCCCAAUCUCUGCAUAGUGGUGAGCAACCACAGCUCUUGGUAACCAGGGGCAGCUGCUGGGACUGGCUGAUCUCCGUCCCAGUUGGAGCUGGUUUUGUGUUUGCCUUAAAAUGCAGAGCUGAAGUGUGCUUUGUUUUGUGUCCUGGAGUCUGAGGUCUGUGUGUCCACCAGGGAGGACAGAAUUUAGGCUGUAGCCUGAUGGUGGCUUUCAUCACUAUGUGGGAGAUGGCUUGUCCUGACCAUCAUGUUGUGCUUGCACAGUGGCCUGCAAAAUGAUUCUUUGGAGAGGUAGCUGGACGUGCAACUGGGACCUCAGUGUUACAUCACUGCAUAGUGGUGAGAGCACUCUCAGUGUUCUUUUGAUACAUGCUGAAAGGAAGUAUCUCAGCAGAAAAUUCUUCCCAAUCUACUGAAAUUUGAUAUGACAGAAGAUAUAUUUUAUGAGCACAGAAGUUGGGUGUGUCUGACAUUUUGUAAUUUGUGCUUAUUUUAAAUAAUAAGCAUUAAACAAGAAAUCAGUUGUGACCGGUGAAGAUAGUGUAAAUUUUUCAGUCAUAGUAGCCAAACUGUUUUUCUGAACCUGCAAUGUUGUCAUUUUCCUUUUGGUAUUUUAUGGACGAAAUGUGAAUUGAAAUUAGUGAUGUAAACACUAUUCUAGGCUGUUUUUAUCAGUUUUAUCAUACUUCGGGUUGUGCAUAAGUAACAAAUACGAAUAAAAUCUCA